Entelurus aequoreus (snake pipefish) is the source of this 2161-nucleotide messenger RNA. RefSeq names its product trafficking protein particle complex subunit 3 (gene trappc3). The coding region runs from base 536 to 1048 and encodes 170 amino acids. Lineage: Eukaryota; Metazoa; Chordata; Actinopteri; Syngnathiformes; Syngnathidae. Gene Ontology annotation, cellular component: cytosol; TRAPP complex; cis-Golgi network membrane. Gene Ontology annotation, biological process: intra-Golgi vesicle-mediated transport; endoplasmic reticulum to Golgi vesicle-mediated transport. The transcript is spliced from 6 exons. The record is from RefSeq and is a predicted model, not a curated record.
UCAUAAUCAGCUCAAACUUACAUAAAAAAAAAAAAAUUACUUUUAAACAAUUAACGUUAAUGCACACAAAAGUACCAAAAGAUUGGUAGUGCUGCGUAUCGUAUCGAUUCCCAGGUGCCGAGAAUCGGUACUGUAUCGGUACUUUUUACCUUUUUGUUUUCGCCCUCUUUUUGUGCCCUUAUGUGAAUUAUCCUUUCCAUCCUGUGUAAGCGAGCUACUGCGUGGAACAAUUUCCCUUGUGGAUCAUAAGUAUAAGUCUAAAGUGUCUUUUUGACCUACUGUGUUGUUUGAGGAGGAAGUGGAAGGAUCCAAGAAGGUGUUGAAGACAUCCAAGGCAGAAGGUGCAGGCUUAGAACUCUCAGUAGUAGUGUUGGAGACUCCAUUGGACACUGCUGGACUUGGAGCAUCUACAAGGGAGAAGAAGAUGAAAGUGGACGACACUCCUCGGCUUUAGCGUCGCAGAACGACGCUCCGCCGUGCACCAAAGGUCACGCCGAGCGCCCGCAGCAGCUAAUUAUGGAGGUCCGCAGUCCUGAUGUUUGUGAAGAAUUCUGAGCUGUUCACGUUGACCUAUGGAGCCUUGGUCACACAACUGUGCAAAGACUAUGAGAAUGAUGAGGAGGUCAACAAGCAGCUGGACAAAAUGGGUUACAACAUCGGAGUGCGUCUCAUCGAGGACUUCCUGGCACGCUCCAGCGUCGGCAGGUGUCAGGAUUUCCGAGAAACGGCCGAUGUCAUCGCUAAGGUGGCGUUUAAGACGUACCUGGGCGUCACCCCCAGCGUGACCAACUGGAGCCCGGCAGGAGACGAGUUCUCCCUCAUGCUGGAAAGCAACCCGCUGGUGGACUUUGUGGAGUUGCCGGACAACCACAGCGCUCUGGUCUACUCCAACCUGCUGUGCGGCGUCCUCAGAGGAGCCCUGGAGAUGGUGCAGAUGGCGGUCGAUGUGAGAUUUGUCCAGGACACACUGAGGGGAGACAAUAUGACAGAAAUCCGUAUGAAGUUCAUCAAGAGGAUUGAAGAGAACCUUCCGGCAGGCGACGAGUGACAACCGUCUUGUGUGGAGGGGCACACUUGACUUGGAGGGGUAAUGCACUUUUUGGGGGGAGUUUUGCCUACCGUUCACAAUCAAUAUGAGAGACAAGGACACAUAUUUACCCUAUUUUGAUCAUUUUAAUCAGUGUUGGGUCUAAUUUCUGUUUCCAUAGCAACACACUUCUGGCAACAAAUGUGUGUUCCUACUGUCUGCAACAAACGCGAGUGUGUUUUCUAAUCAUGGCAAACUUCGUAACAGACAAUGAAGACGCCUAUUUUUGGACAAAUGAGGAUUCACAACCGUAUCUUUUCGAAGCUGAAUAUAUUGAGGAUGAACUGUGCCUUCUAGAUGCGAGCACAACGGAAGGGUGAGACGUUGGAGCAGACGGAGUGAGGUAAAAGUGACUUUGGCGCUGUAUAUGUGGAACUUGGAGAAUAGCUAUUUCGACAUAAAUGGACCGGAAAAAACAUCCCCGGCCAGAUGGACCAGACAGACAACUGUCUAUUGAGUGAGUCACACUUUAUAUCAAUCGUGACACACGCAGCACGUCAUGCGUGUUAUUACAACUACAGUAUAUAUGCUAGCUGUGUACAAACAAAACAUUGAAUAAUACUACACAUAUACUGUAAUAUGAUCAUGUUUUUCACUCACUAUCACAUUGUGUUGUGCAUUACAAACUCAAACGUGUUUCGCGCUAACGUAGAAGCUAGCUUAUCACUCUAACAAUAACAAUGUUGCUACAGCUUGGUUAUUAUACAGGUUACGGAACAUAAAAUGAAGUAUUGUUGACUGUUUUUGAAUAUAUUUUAAAAGGGAUUUCGAGGUAGAUUGCUAACAUUAGCUGCAUUGCUAGCCACCGAGAAUAAGUUGAUUUUUACAUCUUAGAAUGCAUAAUGAUUGUGAACGAUAGGCAGAAUCCCCCCCACUAAAGGGAAGUUCCCCUUUAAAAACCAAAUGGACAAACUAGAAGAGGACACACUUGACUCCCAACAUCAUUGUUUGCUCUUUUUCCACUCAUUGAAGUUACAAUUAAAGACAUUUUUCUCCUUUUGUUUACCGUUCACACGGCUGCCGUGAGAAAUGAAUGACGUCUAUGCUAAUAAACGCAGCACAUUUGAUUUGCUA